CACAGCUGGUGUAAAUAUUACGUUCACCUCAAAUGUUCUACUCAGUCAACAAAUUUUGCUUUACUUUUAUACAUUUUGAAACGUAAAUUCCCUUUGUCAUUAUUAGUAGCAGAAGCACAUUCAUCAGAAAUGUUUCGAGGUGCAUACCAGAGGAAGUUGCUCACUAUUUUAUACAGCGGGGGCAGCAACCCAUUGGAAAUAUGGAACAUACAGGUAAGGAACGGAUGGACACGCAGAGUGAAGGACGAAGACAUGGGCUCGAUAGUGUUCGAGAUAGCCGGGACCAACGUGGCCACAGCCUACAUCGUCAGUCCCCCAGACCCUAGAGGGACCCUCGGUAUCACGCUGCCGUACAUCACCAUGUUCAUUAAAAAUCUCAAGCGGUACUUCACCUUCGAGAUCCAAAUUAUGGACGACAAGAAUAUGCGACGGCGCUUCCGCUUCAGCAACUACCAGUCGGCGACCAAAGUGCGACCCUUCACCUGCAGCGUGCCGCUAGCGCUCAAGCCCGGCUGGAACCAGAUGCAGCUGAAUCUGGCCAACUUCACGACCCGAGCGUACGGUACAAACUACAUGGAGACACAGCGAGUGCAGAUCCACGCCAACUGCCGCGUGCGCAGGAUCUACUUCUCGGACCGCCUGUACAGCGAGGAGGAGCUGCCCAGAGACUACCGGGUGUAUAUGAACCUCCGCCAGGCGCAACAGAAGGGCGGAGAAGGUGAUGCGGCCGUCCAGUCUAUCCUGAAACGUCCGUCCCAAACGGAACCACCACCUUCUGAGGAACUCGUAAAGCUUUCCUCGAAGGACAAAGCGAUGAAAGUGCCAUCAAUUGACGUUGAGGCAGGGGUAGUGAAACGCCCGUCCCAGACUGAAGCGCGAUCUUCGAAAGAACUCGAGAGACUUACCUCGAAAGAGGACAAGAUGAAAAAAGCUCUUUCUGCAGAGAAAGAAGCACAGUUGGAAAUCCCACCUUCGGAGACAGCUGUGGACGACACCUCUGCUGAAGGACAGAUAAAGAGGACCCACACUGCAGACCAAGGAGAAGCAAUGGUUUCCCCCGCGCAGAUAGACGAGUCCGGAGUGGCAGAGGUUGCAGAGGCGUCUGAGGUCGAGAGAAAGGGAUCGAAAGGCUCUCGGAGAUCUGUGACGCUGACACCAGUCGCAGAAGAAGGCGAAGAGCAAAUUACACCCGGCCCAGACGCUGAAAUGCCAGAGGUGCCAGAUGAAAUGCUGACUGAAUUUCCAACUAUGGCGGAAGGAAUAUCGGAGUCUGCAGAGGGAUUAGCGGCCACGGACGAGGGAAUCCCUGAAGAAGAACCUACUGCGGAAGAGGAAGGCGCUGUCCAAGCAAUAGAGCGAGUCGAUACAUCAGAGCACCCAGAGGUGCUGGAGUCUCCAGCGCCUGAGGAGGCAACAGAGGCGCCGGAAGAUGUACAAGAAACGGACACGUCAGAGGAGGCGGGGACACCCCAGGUUGAAAAACAAGGCUCUAAGUCUUCUGCAGUUCUCGCUGAAACAACCGAUACAUGAAAUAACUAUUCUGAUGACUAGAAACGUUGAAAGUUAAUAAUACAGAAAUUAACGCUAGUUAAAACAAUAUUGGAAAAUAAUUUAAAAAUAAAUCUUAAUUAUUGUCUUUCAA
Molecule: messenger RNA, 1642 nt
Organism: Homalodisca vitripennis (glassy-winged sharpshooter)
Lineage: Eukaryota; Metazoa; Arthropoda; Insecta; Hemiptera; Cicadellidae
Product: fibrous sheath CABYR-binding protein-like
Exons: 3
Coding region: 130-1530 (466 amino acids)
Biological process (GO): cilium assembly; positive regulation of cell motility; regulation of cilium beat frequency involved in ciliary motility
Cellular component (GO): ciliary basal body; motile cilium
Source: RefSeq, a predicted model, not a curated record